AUGUCCUCUCAAUCCACCACAGCCAUGGAUGGAGAAUUCAAGCGCCUUAAAAGUAUCCAGAUGAAUACGCUGGACAAGAACAUUAUGGCUUUCCUCGAAGCAACGCACAAGUCGGUCCGAUCCCAGGGCAUAUGCAACCCAAGAGGCCCCUUUAAGAGGUCCCUGACUCGUUACGUCGCUAUGGGGGACUGUACUGAGCUUCUCUUACAACUUCUGGAGAUAUACGCCCCAAUAGACGACCACGAUAAAAACAAACGUACCCCUCUCUCCUGGGCUGCUCAAUACGGCUCUUACAACGCAACGAAAAUUCUGGUGGAAAACGGAGCCAAAGCCAAUGCUCUCGACAAUAUGUACCGGACACCAUUGUCGUGGCUGGAAUACGCUGGGCAUCCUGAUUGCAAAGGCCUCCCAGUUACCAAAGCAUAUCUCAAAAAGAAUGGGGCAACCAUGAAAGGUGCCAAAAGGGAUUGGAUUUUGCAAAAGCUUGGACUUCUCUAA
This is a messenger RNA of Penicillium egyptiacum, 498 nucleotides long. NCBI's taxonomy places the organism in Eukaryota, Fungi, Ascomycota, Eurotiomycetes, Eurotiales, Aspergillaceae. The record is from the annotation of a GenBank genome assembly.